GAUUAUUCAUAGAUUAAAUGGCCCUUUCUCUCUUGCUCCUCUUCCUGUUCUCUCUCCUUCUCUUGUUCCUCCCGAGGAGGAUAUGGCGUUAUUACAAUCUCUGCAAAGCAAUGAGACAGCUCCCGACUAUGGCACCCCCUCACUGGUUCUGGGGACAUGCAAAUAUUAUUGAGCUCAAUCAGUCCUUUGCAGAUAAAGUAUAUGCGUGGAGGCUGAAGAAUAACAUUAACAUUAACGUGUUCUGGCUGGGCCCAUUUAGGGCAAUGGUGUCACUCCACUUACCUGAAUACUUCAAAGCUGUCAUGAAAAAUCCUAAAGCACCUGAAGCCUAUUCAUUAUUAGAGGAUUGGCUAGGUAGAGGACUCCUGAUUGAGAAUGGAUCCCGCUGGUUCUCAAACAGGCGCUUGCUGACACCUGCUUUUCAUUUUGAUGUCCUUAAACCUUACGUACAUGUAUAUAAUGACUGCACUGAUAUACUGCUGGGUAAAUGGGAGAAGAGUGCACUGAAUGGAGAAACAGUUGAAGUAUAUAACACAAUUAAUCAGUUAACGCUGGAUGUCAUAUUACGCUGUGCUUGCUCACACUUUAGCAGCUGUCAGGAGAAAGGAAGAAAUGAUCCUUAUGUUAAAGCUGUCCUUGAUCUCUGUGAUCUUUCCGCUGAGCGCUUUAUGAACCCGUUACUGACUGUAAAUAAUUUUGUUUAUUUUUAUUUGACCUCAAGAGGCUGGAGACACAGAAAAGCACUGAAAGAGACGCACAAACAUUCAGAAAAAAUAAUAAAAGAGAGGAAAGCUGUCUUGAUGAAUGAGGGAAGACAAGAAAGAAUAGCCAAAUCAAAGUUGAAGUGUUUAGAUUUCCUUGACAUCUUACUCCUUGCUAACAAAGAAAGAAAAGAUGGUGAUGGAUUGAGUGAUCUUGAGAUUCGUUAUGAAGUUGAUACGUUUGUAUUUGAAGGAUAUGAUACAACAGCAAAUGCUUUAACGUGGACCCUGUACUAUUUGGCAAAGUAUCCUGAGAUUCAAGAGAAAUGUAGAGAAGAAGUGAGAGAUGUACUUAGAGGAAGAAACCAACUUGACUAUGAUGAUUUAAGCAAGCUACAAUACACUCAGUGCUGUAUUAAAGAGGCAAUGAGACUCAAUCCUCCAGUUUUCAAUAUAUUUCGAUCUCUUACUGAAGAUACUGUGAUUGGAGGACACUACAUACCAAAAGAAGCAAUGAUUAUCAUAGAUAUAACAGGAAUACACAGGAACCCUAACAUUUGGAAGAAUCCAAUGGAAUAUGAUCCGUUAAGAUUUCAUCCUGAGCAUUCCAAAGAAAGAGAUCCUUUCUCUUUUGUACCUUUCUCUGCAGGACCAAGGAAUUGCAUUGGUCAGAAUUUUGCAUUUAACGAAGAGCAAGUUGUCAUUGCAUCAAUACUAAACAAGUUUUCACUGGAAAUAAGUGAUGAGAGGAUAAAGGAAAGAUUAGACAUUCUUCCUGUGGUUCUCCUCCGACCAGCCGAAGAAUUACACCUCAAACUAACAUUGCUGUGACAUGAAAUAAUAAUAAAAUAUUAAUAAUUAUUAUUAUUAAUAUAAAUAACUGCAAGAUGUGUGUGUGUU
Messenger RNA from Amphimedon queenslandica, 1601 nucleotides. RefSeq names its product cytochrome P450 4F6-like. Gene Ontology annotation, molecular function: iron ion binding; heme binding; oxidoreductase activity, acting on paired donors, with incorporation or reduction of molecular oxygen. The transcript is spliced from 15 exons. Lineage: Eukaryota; Metazoa; Porifera; Demospongiae; Haplosclerida; Niphatidae. The record is from RefSeq and is a predicted model, not a curated record. Bases 18 to 1532 code for a protein of 504 amino acids.